AUGUCCCGACGCUCCGGCCGUUCCAAAGGUCUGGGCUCAGAACCAGAAUCCAAGACCGCCAAAACAGAACCCUCCUCCGAGACCGACGAACAAGAUGAAGUCACCAGAUGUGUCUGUGGAAAUGACGAGUUGGCCUCGGUCAACCCGUCGCUUCUGCGGUUUCUCCUGCACGAAUAUCACAUCAAAGUCGAUACGGGGCUUUUUAUUCAAUGUGAGAAGUGUCUGGUCUGGCAACAUGGAUACUGUGUAGGUUUGUUCACGAACGACGAUGUCCCCGAUAAGUACUACUGUGAAGAGUGUAUGCCCGAGUACCAUCUCAAGGUGACCAGCAAUACCGAUGCCGGAGAGAGAACGCUAUAUUUGCCUGUUAACGAGGCCAGAAAAGCGCUCCUUCGCGAAAUGGACCACAAGUCGGCGUCCGAUAAUGCAGACAAGAUAGACACAAAAGACGCUAAGCCUUCGCGACUGCGGAGCCGGCGCAGUCCCACAGGGAACGCUGAAGCCCCGGGCGAUGGAUCCGUAUCCUCUGUUUCGCGUAGACAAAGCCGCAAGGACCGCCGCCACGGUGACGAGGCAUUCGAGGAAGACCUCCAGAGAGCACUUCGUGAAAGUGCGAAGGCUGCCUCGGGAGGCAAGCGGCUGGGAGAUUCCGAGCAGGUCUCUGAAGAAAAGAGGUUCCACUCCGAGGAUCUGGGUGUGGACGUUGACGAAUCAAACAUAGAAGAGGACACCGAGCCAAAAGCUCCGAAGCGCGAACCCAAACCUCGCGCAAAGGCCAGGCCCCGUCCAAAAUCCAGAAAUGGCAAAGCUACUGGACUGGCCGCGUCAGGAUCUGCAUCGAAUGGAAAUGCCAACAUCUCCAAAGAGGAGCUUCUAAAUCAGCCCUCCAAGCCUCGCUUCGUAAAUGACAAGUCAAGUAUAUACGAGUUGCGAAAGCGCACAGGAGCGAUAUUAGAGUGGCUUGGAAGGACACAAAUGGAGCUAGAACAGGAGAAAGACCUUAAAACAGCACAAUUCAAAGAAGCACGCAUUGAAGGAAUGCCUUGGGUGUCUCCGUUCGACGAGAAUUUGAAACUCAUGGAGAGUCUUACGGAGAAAAUAUUGCUCUGGGAACAAAAAUUUGGCAAAUAUGCCCCAUAG
Australozyma saopauloensis is the source of this 1140-nucleotide messenger RNA. RefSeq lists its product as uncharacterized. The transcript has a single exon. Gene Ontology annotation, biological process: negative regulation of silent mating-type cassette heterochromatin formation; negative regulation of rDNA heterochromatin formation. Lineage: Eukaryota; Fungi; Ascomycota; Pichiomycetes; Serinales; Metschnikowiaceae. The record is from RefSeq and is a predicted model, not a curated record. Gene Ontology annotation, cellular component: Rpd3L-Expanded complex; Rpd3L complex. Bases 1 to 1140 code for a protein of 379 amino acids.